This is a messenger RNA of Physeter macrocephalus (sperm whale), 1733 nucleotides long. It is a transcript of the gene TMEM185A, whose product is annotated as transmembrane protein 185A. The record is from RefSeq and is a predicted model, not a curated record. The transcript is spliced from 9 exons. Gene Ontology annotation, cellular component: dendrite. The coding region runs from base 137 to 1246 and encodes 369 amino acids. NCBI's taxonomy places the organism in Eukaryota, Metazoa, Chordata, Mammalia, Artiodactyla, Physeteridae.
GUUUCUCAGGGCGGCGGCGACGGCGACUGGGACGCGGCUCGCGCUGGCACCAUGAACCCGCUGUAGCGCGCAGGCUUCGCGGCGCGGGGGGCGGGGGGAGGAGGAGGAGGAGGACGGCGCGGUGAAGUUCUCCGCCAUGAACCUGAGGGGCCUCUUCCAGGACUUCAACCCGAGUAAAUUCCUCAUCUAUGCCUGUCUGCUGCUAUUCUCCGUGUUGCUGGCCCUUCGUCUGGAUGGCAUCAUUCAGUGGAGUUACUGGGCUGUCUUUGCUCCAAUAUGGCUGUGGAAGUUAAUGGUCAUUGUUGGAGCCUCGGUUGGAACUGGAGUCUGGGCACGAAAUCCCCAAUAUCGAGCAGAAGGGGAAACGUGUGUGGAGUUCAAGGCGAUGCUGAUCGCGGUGGGCAUCCACUUGCUCCUGCUGAUGUUUGAGGUGCUGGUCUGUGACAGGAUCGAGAGGGGCAGCCACUUCUGGCUCCUGGUCUUCAUGCCGCUCUUCUUCGUUUCCCCGGUGUCUGUGGCGGCUUGUGUUUGGGGUUUUCGACAUGACAGGUCACUGGAGUUAGAAAUCCUGUGUUCUGUCAACAUUCUCCAGUUCAUAUUCAUUGCCUUAAGACUGGACAAGAUCAUCCACUGGCCGUGGCUUGUCGUGUGUGUCCCCCUGUGGAUUCUCAUGUCUUUUCUGUGCCUGGUGGUCCUCUACUACAUCGUGUGGUCCGUCCUGUUCCUGCGCUCCAUGGAUGUGAUCGCGGAGCAGCGGAGGACACACAUCACCAUGGCGCUGAGCUGGAUGACCAUCGUCGUGCCGCUCCUUACUUUUGAGAUCCUGCUGGUUCACAAGCUAGACGGCCACAACGCGUUCUCUUGUGUCCCCAUAUUUGUCCCGCUCUGGCUUUCCUUGAUCACCCUGAUGGCAACCACAUUCGGGCAGAAAGGCGGAAACCACUGGUGGUUCGGGAUUCGCAAGGAUUUCUGUCAGUUUCUGCUUGAAAUCUGCCCAUUUUUGAGAGAAUAUGGAAACAUUUCCUACGACCUCCACCAUGAAGGUAAUGAGGAAACCGAAGAAACGCCAGUUCCAGAACCUCCUAAGAUCGCUCCUAUGUUUCGAAAGAAGACCAGGGUGGUUAUCACCCAGAGCCCUGGAAAAACUGGAGCUGGAGCUGGGUCUCCGGGGACGUCCAUCUCACGCCUCGUUUGCACUCAAUGCCUACCAGUGACUCACCACGACAGGACGCGCAGAAAGCCAUAAAGCACGACUGGAAACUGGAACACUGGAGAAGGGUGCCGAGACUAGAAAUGGCCAGCAGAGUGUGCGCGUUGAGGUCCGGGGCUUUUUGUCUGCCCCCAAGCUGGGCCCAUGCUUUUAGCUAGGAGGACCACGGCUCCAGGAGCUGAGGGUACAGCCGCGAGUCAGAGGGAAGAAAGCAGAUGCGAUGGGAACAAGCAGGCCGUGAGUAAAAGAAGGUAAAAGGAGCCCUGGCAUUGUCACCUGGGAGCAGGGUAGAGGGGGAGAGGGGGCAGCUGCUACCUUGUCUAAACCGGGCUCCGCUGACAUCCACCGCGCCCACCACUCCGCCCUGGCGCCAGCCUGUAGGAAGCCUGUGCUGUCUGAAGGGGGACACUUGGAAUGGUGCCACCUUUCCGGCUUGGUGUAUAGCAAAUGUAGCCCAAUCCACUCUUCUUUCCGCCUUUAGCUGUUCAAUAAACCGGUUCAUCAUUUUCCAUGUGCACUGUGC